AUGCCGCCCCUAGGAGACGCCGACACGAUUCGCAUCUUAGUCGCAACAGAUAACCAUGUCGGUUACAAUGAGCGCGACCCUGUCCGCGGCGAUGACAGCUGGAAGAGCUUCCAUGAAAUUAUGUGUCUUGCCAAAGUGCGCGAUGUUGACAUGGUUCUUCUCGCCGGGGACCUCUUCCAUGAAAAUAAACCAUCGAGAAAGUCCAUGUAUCAGGUCAUGCGCUCAUUGCGCAUGAACUGCCUAGGCGACAAACCUUGCGAACUGGAGCUGCUUAGUGAUGCUAGUGAGAACUUUCAAGGGGCUUUUAACCAUGUGAACUAUGAAGAUCUUGAUAUUAACAUUGCAAUUCCUGUUUUCUCCAUUCAUGGGAAUCACGAUGAUCCAUCUGGCGAGGGCCAUCUGGCGGCACUGGAUAUUCUACAGGUUUCAGGCCUGUUAAAUUAUUAUGGGCGAACGCCAGAGUCAGAUAAUAUUCAGGUCAAGCCGGUACUGCUUCAAAAGGGCCGCACAAAACUCGCUCUGUAUGGCCUGAGCAAUGUACGAGAUGAACGACUUUUCCGUACUUUCCGUGAUGGCAAAGUCAAAUUUUUUCAACCUUCCGUUCAGAAAGAGGACUGGUUCAAUCUGAUCUGUGUCCAUCAGAACCACCAUGCACAUACAGAGACGGGAUACCUACCUGAGAAUUUCUUACCUGAGUUCCUCGACCUAGUCAUUUGGGGUCACGAACACGAAUGCAUGAUUGACCCCAGACAGAAUCCCGAGACGAAAUUCCAUGUCAUGCAACCUGGAUCGUCAGUGGCUACAUCGUUAGCACCAGGCGAAGCUGUCACCAAGCAAGUGGCGAUUCUAUCCAUCACUGGGCGGGAGUUUGAGAGUGAACCAAUACCCUUGAAAACAGUACGCCCGUUCAUCAUGAAAGAACUCGUGUUAUCCGAAGACAAAAACGCGAAGAAGUUGGCGCGAAAAGAGAACAAUCGAACUGAAGUCACCCGCUUGCUGAUGUCCUAUGUCGAAGACCUAAUUGAGGACGCGAAAGCACAAUGGCUGGAAGCACAUCGGGAUGAUAUUGGGGACGACGACGAACCGAAUAUUCCCCUUCCUCUUGUUCGUCUUCGAGUGGAAACGUCGACACCAGAAGGUGGCAGUUUUGAUUGCGAAAACCCACAGCGAUUCUCCAAUCGUUUUGUAGGCAAGGUAGCGAACGUAAAUGAUGUUGUACAGUUCCACCGAAAGAAGAAAGCCACUACGACCCGCAAAGCUGAUAAUCUAGCCACCGAGACAGCCAUGUCACACUUAUCGUCCCUGGACACGGUCAAAGUUGAGCAACUAGUUCGCGAAUUGUUGACCGCGCAAUCGCUUACCAUACUUCCUCAGAACCUCUUCGGUGAUGCCGUGUCUCAGUUUGUUGACAAAGACGACAAGCAUGCCAUGGAAAUGUUUGUGAAUGAGUCGCUCGACAGCCAAAUCAAGCACCUCAUGGCACUGGAGCGUGACGCAGACCUCGAAGACGAGGAUGAGGUACAUCAAUCGUUACGAAAUGCUAUGGAGAAGUAUCGUGGACAAAUGGAAGAGUUGUUUUCCAAAGGCACGGUAAGAAGGACUCGAGGACAAAAGCGAUUUAAACCCAAACCGGACGGCUGGGAUUCAGAAUUUGAUGGGCUGUGGGAGGAUCAACCUGGGGCGUUGAUACAUUCGGAUAAUGAGGGCGGCGAUCCACAUGAAGAGGAUCUUGCGGAGGAUGGCACCGAAAGGGGCACAGCGUCAAGUCGAGGCAGAGGACGAGGCAGACGUGGUGCAGCCAGCAGCACUACUCGCAAAUCUGCUACGAGUACUACUAGCGCCAAGAAACCUGCUACCUCGCGAGGGGGCAGGGGCAAAAAAGCUGUCAUAGAUGACGAAGAUGAAGAUGAAGAUGAAGACGUCAUUAUGGCCAAUGACUCCAUGGAAGAACACGAAGCAAUCGAAUCAGACAACGAUGACUCCCAAGCACUCUUCGUCCAGCAACAGCGCACCAACAAACCAUCGCGUAGUACACGACAACCGGCAGUAGCAAGCGUGACGACGGGAUCGCGAAGCCGCACAAAGAAAGAUGCGUCUCCAGCGCCAUCGUCGGUGACAGCAGCAGCAUCAUCGACCCGACGCGGCGGCCGCGGCGGAGCAAGAUCUACACAGCAGACAACCCUCAACUUCGCAUCGCAGGCCAGUUCGACCGGUGUAGCACGGCGUAACGCUGCCCGUACAGCCAGAGCAGGCUUCACGGAAUUAAGUGAUGUUGACGAUGACGACGAUGACGAUGCUUUCGAGCCAGCAGUAGCCAUUAGCACUCGAAAGCGCCGGUAG
Messenger RNA from Talaromyces atroroseus, 2340 nucleotides. RefSeq names its product Double-strand break repair protein mus-23. NCBI's taxonomy places the organism in Eukaryota, Fungi, Ascomycota, Eurotiomycetes, Eurotiales, Trichocomaceae. Gene Ontology annotation, cellular component: Mre11 complex; nucleus. The record is from RefSeq and is a predicted model, not a curated record. Gene Ontology annotation, molecular function: 3'-5'-DNA exonuclease activity; DNA endonuclease activity; manganese ion binding. The coding region runs from base 1 to 2340 and encodes 779 amino acids. The transcript has 2 exons. Gene Ontology annotation, biological process: double-strand break repair via homologous recombination; mitotic G2 DNA damage checkpoint signaling; mitochondrial double-strand break repair via homologous recombination.